Messenger RNA from Eimeria necatrix, 6339 nucleotides. Its product is annotated as ARID/BRIGHT DNA-binding domain-containing protein, putative. Bases 1 to 6339 code for a protein of 2112 amino acids. NCBI's taxonomy places the organism in Eukaryota, Apicomplexa, Conoidasida, Eucoccidiorida, Eimeriidae. The transcript has 13 exons. The record is from RefSeq and is a predicted model, not a curated record. Gene Ontology annotation, molecular function: DNA binding.
AUGAACGCGAACAGCAGUAGCAGCAGCAGCUCAGGCCGGACCCUGAUGGACCGCGCCACUUUCUUCUCCUCGCUUUCCGCCUUCCAUACCGAAAGGGGACAGACCUUAGCCCCAGACCCUUUAUUGGGGGUACGCAUAGAUCUUUACGACAUGUUUCUGGUCGCGAUGCAGCAAGGGGGGUUCCCUCGGGUGAAUAAGAACAAUAAGUGGGGAUUCCUAGGCAAGCAACUCGGGGUAAUUCCCAAAGACAAGGCACCCAGCCAACAAGAGAUUGAACAGGUCAAGCGAUUUUACGUGCGCUGGAUUCGGCCAUUUGAGGGAGAGAAGGUCUCUCCGGAACUGAGGAAACAGCUACAGCCCCCGGGCCUAGAGUUGCCGAGACGGGGUGCUGCUGCUGGAGCUGCCACUUCUGCGCCGUACUCUGCUGCAGCAGCAGCGGCGAGUGGAACGAACAGCAACCUUUCCCAGCAGCUUGCAGUGGGGCCAGCUGGACACCCACAGAAGUAUCCCCAUCAUCACAUGCUGCCGCAGCAGCAGCACUUGCAGCAGCUGCAGGAGGAGCAAGAGCAGGAAGAACACGUGAAAGGCUCAGAGGCCGACAUGCUCAGCAACAAGGUCAAAGCAGAAAGACGAGCAGCGCUGCAACAAAGGCAUGCGGCAGCGGAUAUAUUCAGGCUUAUCAGGAGGAGGGACAGGCUGGCUGCAAAGUACUCGCCCGAGGCAGUUGCUGCGCGCUUGCUGGCUCGUGAGCGCCGGCGCCAUCUUGUAGAGUCAGGACAGCUGGGGCCAGCUACAGGCAAGGACGUGCGCCGUCUUACGCAAAGUUUAGCCGACCGCCGUUAUGCCCCCGGCGAUUUUCCUUUCGCUGUAAAUUGCCUUUAUUAUUUGUCCAGGCCCCUCAGGGGCAUUUCCCUCGAGCAGCAUCCUGGGUUGCUGUAUGAAGUGAGCUUGCUGCUGGAGGAAGCGGCAGCAGCAUGCAGAGAAGGACUGCUGUCGCUGCACCGUCCUCGCGAGCCGGCCGUCGACUUGCCGCAGGUUUUGGGGUGUAUAUACAACAUAGCUACAACGCCAGCAGGGAGAGCUGCAGAUGCAGCAGCUCCUUUAGACCCGAUGGAUAUUUUGCAGCCCCAGCUGCUGCUGCUGCCCGGUGUGCCGUGGUCCGCAGCCAGCAGCAACGCCAGCAGCAAGGCAGGGCCCCUACUGGCAUUGCACGCGCUGCAGCUGGCAAGCGCCUUGUCAGCGAAUUUGCUGUUGCCGGUGGAGAACAGACUCUACCUUGCAGGAUACAGCCGGGCCUCUAUUGGACCGUUGUUGGUCGCUGGUGCCGCGGCGCAGCGCAGCAACGGCAGCAACAACAACUCUUACGCGGUAUUUGAAGCUGCUGUAGCUGCUGCUGAGGACGCAGAAGAAAUUGUGGAUAGUGAUGGGGAAUGGGUAGACCAUGAGGAAGAGCAGGAUCAAGCAAGCGAGGUCAGUGGAGCCCUGACACGCCAAGGCCGAGUCUUCCGUCGCCCAGAGUCCCCUGCGGAUGCACUGUCUCGUCCGCCAACGCUGCCUUUAAGGGGGAGCAGCAGCAAUAGCAGCAGCAGCAGCGGUAGCGCUUCUGGAGGCUUCCCAGAGUUUUGGGGGGGGCCUUUGAAGGAGGAGCGGCUGGAGGAGGAAGGUGCGAACUUGAAGGCUGCAGCUGCUGCGCUAUUAUCGGCUGUCGAUUGCGUUGCUGUUGCUGCACUACGGACAGAAAAGAUGAUGCGUGUUGCUGCAAGUCGUGCUGCCGCUGCUACAGCGCAAGCGACAGGAGCUGGUACUGUUACCCCUCGCUCAGCUACGCUCCCACCCGUAAUGGCAGCUCCGGCAGGUGAGGGAGCAGCAGCAUUUGUCAAAUUGUCAGCAGCAGAAUUACUAGAAGGCCUUAUUAAAGAGAAAGAGGGAGCCCUAGGGGUUGGGGCAACAGAGGCGACGUCCUCAAAAGCUUACGCUGUCGAAGCCUUGCGAAGCUACAGUACCAGGUGGGAGCUGCGGCAAUUGUUGCAACUGCAGACAAUGCUAGGUCUCGAACCGUCGGAGUCACAGAAACGGCAGCAGCAGCAACAGCAGCAUGAGCAGCAACAGCAGCGACAAGAGCAGCAGAAACAGCAAACGCAAGAGCAGGGCCGACAGUCAAAGAGGGACUCAUUUUCCAUAGCAAGCGAUGGUACUUCCGCAGUGCCUGCAGCAGCAAAGCGACUGCGCACCGCUGAGGAAGAGGUAUUUAGCGAGAGCAGCUCUGCAAACGCUGCACCAGCAGUAGCAGCGCCAGCUGCACGAACAGCAGGGACAGCAGUUGGCGCUGGGAACACGGACGCCCCACUUGUGAGCACACCCCGUGCCGUCGCCUCUUCACUGCCGCCCCCAACGCCAACUCAAAAUUUCCUUUUUGGCGUGCCUGUAGAGCCGCCUGAGGACAAACAGAAACAGCAGCAGCAACAACGAAGUUCAGGGACGCCGACAGUACCAGUCGGGCCUCACAAAACGCAUCAGGCACUGCCGCAGCAGACUAGGGUCCAGAAGUUCAGUCCAGGAGCCACAUCUCCCAGUGGCACUGCUGUUGCUGCUGCUGUCCUGCAGCAGCAGCUGCAGGAACCCCCCUCCUCGGUUGCAGUGCUGCUGCAGGACGCCACAGAGUUCGUCGUUGUCCACAUGCAGCAGCACCAGGAGCCACCUCGAACACCGCUAUCCGUCCCUGCGACUGCUGGUGCUGGGCAUUCCUGUAUCUCUGCGCUGACAAAAUCAGGAUACGGCAAUGACGCCAGCUACAGUGGUGAUGCAGCAGCAACAGAAGCCGCUGCUACUGCAGAUAGCGAUAAUGCAGUGUCUGUACAGUCCAUUGCUGAAGCACUGCAGCAGGCGGUGCAGCUUUUGCCACGUCCUUUGCAGCUGCUGCUGAUGCGCAGAGCAGCAGCGAUAUUUUCUGCCUGUAAUUUACGCCGAGAUAGCAGCAGCAGACGUAUGUUUGUCUUGCUCCGGCUGCUGCAGCAGCUGGGUCCGCAGUUUGCUGCUUCUCUCUCGCCCCUUGUGAACAGAGUGAAGCAGCAGCUUGUUACUGAAGAGGAAGCCGUGGCAGAAACCGCUGCUGCUGCAGCAGCAGCGCCGUGCACUACUCGGGGGAUGCCCGCUACUUCAGCAGCAGGCGUAGCGGCUACGAUUGCACAGAAACAGCAACAGCAGCUGCAGGAAAUGCUCUUUCUCGAUUUCGCUUCAGAGGCUGAAGCUCUCUCGCCUUUUCUCUCAACGGCAACAAGCGCAGCAAAAGCAUUCUCCGCAAUUAUCUCCCUGCUACCUCCGUCUUACUCUGUGUGCCCUGGGACGUCAUGGCCGCCCCAAAUUGACCACGAACAGAAACGGCGAGAUCGCGGGAAGAAGCAAAUUUCCGAGGGGCCGCAGCCAGAAGAGUCUUGGAUUGGGCUGGCUGCUGCUGCUUCCCUUGCGAGGCUGCUGCGCUGCCUUCAGGCAGAAGCGGGCGUUCGCCUUCCUAGGUCACUUCUCAAUGCGAAAGGUUUACAGUUCUUGCAGGCAGCAUUUGAAACAGCGGCUCAGUUGCUUCUCUUCAGACAGUCGGUGCUGGGGCCGCACAUGGAUGUGUUCUUGUCAGUGGCAGCCGCGCUGUUGCAAAUAGAGGUUGAGUUGCCGCGCCUGAGAGUACCGAAGUCUCUUAUUCGCGCGGCUCUUUCAUUUUUGUAUUUAACCUGUACCGCCCCGCCACGGCUGCUGCUAUCGUGUCUGGAAGCACUAGUUGCAGCGCAUGCGGCAUGCACAGCAACGGCAGAAUUAGAAACCUCAGCAGCUGCAAGCAGCCAUGACCAGCCCGCUGAAGCCGCUACAGCGAACUUUUCGAAGGCUUCUGUAGCGGAAGCUGCGGCGAAACUCUUUCUGACGCCUCUGUUGCGUUAUAUCCGACACAAGAUGAUGGAGGCCGCGCGUUUGUUGGCCCAAGAGGAACUGGCAGAAGCGAUUAGCCCAGCGUGUGCGGGAGCUGGUGCGUCAGCAGCUGCAGUAGCAGCAGCUUCUGCUUCUCAUGACUUCAGCAACAGCAGCAUUCGGCUGCCUGAUGGUGCAGCAGCAUCUAUUUCGGCACACAAAGCAGCAGACCUUCCUAGUGCAACAACAGCAGAAGGCUGGCUGCACCGUGGCGGCGCACCUCGUUUUAUGCGAUCGACAACACCAAGACUACCGCCGCAGCAGCAGCUGGCCGCUGUUACUUCCUCUGCUCGGCUUCCCACGGAGGACAGGCAACAACUUGCUGCUGAGGCCAUUGCUGCUGCUGCCGCUGCAGGGCUGAGAGAUAGCAGCCAUGGGGCCGCGGAACACCGUGUAACUGAUGCUGGCAGUCUGGAGGAGACUGUGUCUCGACUGUUGUCCCGUAGGGACACCAGAGGUCCGCGCUCUGCUGCUGCAGCAGCUCUGGAUCCGCUGGUGGCGCAGCAGCAGCAACUGUUACAGCAGAAGCAACAGCAGCCGUUUCUGCAGCAGCCUCAAUCUCAGCAGCAGUUUGCGCACCCCACGCAGCAGCAGCAGCAGCAGCAGGUACCAUCGACCGAACCUUCUACGCAAAUGCAUCAGACAGCAGCUGCACCGUGUGUACAGAUGGUGCAGCCAAUGCAGCAGGAACAGGAAAAUCAGCAAGAAGGGCAGCACGUGCAGCAGCAGCAGCUGCUGCAACAACAGCAUUCCAUGCAGCAGCAUGGAGCGACGCCUUCGCAACCCCAACUUUUGCCGACGCAGCUAAUGCCUGGAAUGGUGCAGCAGCAACCCAUUGCCCUGCCCCCAAUGCAUUUGCAUCAGCAGCAACAACAGCACAUGCAGCAGCAGCAGAUGCAGGCGCAGCAGCUGCACUUGCAGCAGCAGCCCAUCCCACAGCAGCUGCUGCAGCCAGCACCCAUGGCGGUCCCACCUUUUUCUCCUGUACCAAUGGACAUUCAACAGCAGCAGCCGCAGCGCAUGCCGAUGCAGCAACAGCAGCUGCAGCAACAGCACGUGAUGCAGCAACAGCGCCUACCAUUCGCCACCCCCCCAAUGCAGCAACAGAUGCAGCAGCAGCUGCUGCAGCCACAACAGCAGCAUCACGUGGUGCCUCCACAGCAGCACAUGAUGCCGCAGCAGCACAUACAGCAACAGCCGUUUCAGAUGCGCUCGCAAGACAUGCAGCAGUCACACAUACAACAACAACAGCUGCUGCAGCAUCCGCAGCAGCAGCCGCAGCAAUUAGAUCAACAGCACCAGGAUACGGAAGCCGCAAGACCGUCACUCACUUUCGACUACUCCCAGCAACUGGGUGCAGCGCUGCCUCCGUCGCCUACGGUGAACGCAUCUGGCGCACCUACGGAGCAGCAGCAGCAGCAGAUAGACCAGCACCUGCAGCAGCAACAGCUGCAGCAACUCCACCUGCAACAGCAACAGCAGCUACACCAACAACAAAUGCAACAGCAGCAACAACAGCAGUUGCUACAGCAACAGUCAGUGUGGCUUCAACAGCAGCAGUUUCAGGAAACAAUGUCAAACCAAGCAGCGGUAGGCACGUGGCAGUUGCAGCAGCUGCAGCCGCAGCAACCGCAGUUACAGCAGCGGCGGGGGAUGGCGCCUCAGCAGGUGCCAACACAGCAGCUUCAGCAGCAGCAGCUCGCGCUUCAUGCAAACCAGCAGCAACAGCAAUCUUCCAAUACUGUGCAUCCCCAGCAACAGCAGCGGCUGCAGCAUAACCAGCAGCAGCAGCAACAACCGCAACAGGCCCUGUUCAGGCAGCAGCAAAAAUUGCUUAAUACGCCGCAUCAGUCGGCACCUCGCACUGCAGCAGCAUGCAGCCCAGCAGACUCCGCAAGAGGCACACCAGCUGCAGCACCAGCAACAGCACAGGGAGCUGUUGGAGUGGCAGGAUUCUCACCAGCAGGAGCGCGGAAGCAGCUGUCUGCCGCUGCGCCACCAGCAUCAGCGGCUCCACCAGCAACAGCAGCUGACUGGGAUGACCAGGAAAGCGAUGACGAAGAAGGGGAAGGAGUUAAUGAUGCCACUGCUGUUGCUGUUGGUUGCAUUGGGGCCUUGGCUGCAAGCCCUCAGUUGCUUCCGUUGCUGCGACCUCACCUUCCACUCUUGACAGAGCUGGCGUGGCUGCGGACGCCUUUCAGUGGCACUCUCUGGGGUGUAGUGGGGGAGUUGCUUCUGCCGGCGAUAGAACAACAGCAGCAACAACAGCAACAGGAGCAGCAAAAGCAGCAUCCAAGUGUUUCUCCAGCUGCUUUGAGAGCGCUGGCUAAUCUUGGGGGCUUUCAUGAGUCUCUGAGUGUACUCAAGGUGAUAACAAAGCCAUGA